Molecule: messenger RNA, 2717 nt
Organism: Engraulis encrasicolus (European anchovy)
Lineage: Eukaryota; Metazoa; Chordata; Actinopteri; Clupeiformes; Engraulidae
Gene: ada2a
Product: adenosine deaminase 2a
Exons: 9
Coding region: 822-2357 (511 amino acids)
Biological process (GO): inosine biosynthetic process; adenosine catabolic process
Molecular function (GO): adenosine deaminase activity
Source: RefSeq, a predicted model, not a curated record
UGACUGGGGUGUCAGCCUGAAACCUGAGAACCUGAAAAAGACGAAGGAGAGUGACGUGUAAUCCUUUGUAAACAAAAACAGGAACGUUAUCUUUGUAGACAUGUUUCUAUUUUGAUAGAAUCGCAUGCGGACGUUAGCAUUUUGUGGAAGCUACGAGUCGAUUUGCGCUACGUAUGCCCUAUUGUAGAGAAAUUAGUGUUUUGUUUUGUUUUUUACUGAGGUGGUUUUUGGGAUCAGUUGGUCAACAGGUGCUGCUGAGUGUGUGUUCUCACUCGCGAGAUAAUCGUAAUUGCAGCCACGUCUGUAACAUAGGAAUAUUCAAACCACUGAUACUGAUUCAAACCCUUUUAGAGGUCAGUGCGUACAGUGCCUUUCGCAAAGUAGCCUAUUGGCUAUGGUGCAUUUGAGGAAUGGGAACAUUUAUGAAAGUCCACAGCAUUGAAGUGGAGGUGACUGCCAUUUAUCUUUUAACCAACAAAUGCCACAUGUCAAUAUAAACUGUUCUGUGGUAAAAAAAUAAAUAAAUAAAUACAUUGAAGACUAGUAGCUAAACUGUAAAAAGUGUAACCACUUGUCUGUAGUCGACAGAUAAUAAUUAGUGGUAAAAUUAUGUUCCAUAUGGUUCCCAAUUGACUCUGCCCUUGACCACAACAAUAGCAAUAUGGAGUAGUGCAUUACCAUACAUGAGCAUAAUAAGACCUAAACAUUAAUGCAUGUAUUUGGAUUCUGGGAUUUUUUUCCCAACUGGUUCUGUGCCUUGGGUGGUUACAUGCACAAGACUCUUAUUUUUAUUUUAAGAAGACACAAGCAUUGAAGCAAAAAUGUCUGCAAGUUCUUUAAAAGUUACCAUUAAAUCAACAAAGUUAUCACCACCAAUGCUGUUGGUGUUGGGCAUUGCUGCAUUGAGUACUGCCAUGCCCGAUCCCAGUUACAGGGAGUCCUUGAUCAGGAAGGAGAGAUCCCAACAAACAGGUGGUAGGAUGGUCCUGUCCGAGGCUGAACUGCAGUUCAACGCUCUGUUGGAUAAACUGAAGCAACAGGAGAUGGAGAGUGAAGAUUUUCCACCUGCCAUGCAUUUCUUUCAGGCCAAAGACCUUAUCGAGCAAAGCCAACUGUUCAGUUUAUUGCAGAAGAUGCCUAAAGGUGGAGCACUGCAUGUCCAUGACUUUGCCAUGGUGGAUGUGGACUGGCUGGUGAAAAAUGUCACAUACAGGCCACAUUGCUAUGUCUGCUUCACUGACACGUCGUCUGUGCGGUUUACGUUCUCCUUGCGUCAACCCAAAUCAUCUCCUCCUUGCUCUCAGUGGAUGCUGCUGGAUAAUCUGAGGGCCAAAGUUGGCAACACGACAGACUUUGACCAAAGUUUAAUGCGCAACCUUACACUCUAUUCGGAUAAUCCAGAGGUGGCCUAUCCCAAUCAAGAUGUGGUUUGGAAGAGGUUUGAAGAAGCCUUCCUUGCAGUGUGGGGGUUGGUCACACACGCUCCUGUGUUCAAAGACUACUUUUAUGAGGGUCUGAAACAGUUCAAUGCUGAUAACGUCAUGUACUUGGAGCUGAGGGCACUGCUACCACCGACUUAUGAGCUGGAUGGAACCGUAAACAGUCGAUUCUGGACAAUGAAAGCUUAUCAGGACGAAUUAAAAGAUUUUCUAGGGAAACAUCAAGACUUUUUUGGAUGCCGGGUGAUUGUCACUGCACACAGAGGAAUAAAUGCAACAGAGUUGACAAACGCCCUAGAGGAUGCAAUUGAACUGCAGAAGGAUUUCCCAGAGUUGAUGGCUGGAUUUGACUUGGUGGGCCGAGAGGACAGUGGAAGGCCUCUGUGGUACUUCAGCAAAGCCCUUUCCCUGCCUGCUGAGCGGGGAGUGUCUAUGCCCUACUUCUUCCAUGCAGGAGAGACUGACUUCCAAGGCACAGAGGUGGAUCAGAACAUGCUGGAUGCUCUACUGUUGAACACGUCCCGAAUUGGGCACGGGUUUGCUCUCGUGCACCACCCAACUGCCAAGGCGCUCUCCAGACAGAUGGGGGUGGCGGUGGAGGUUUGCCCCAUAUCCAACCAGGUGCUGAAGUUGGUGUCCGACCUGCGUAACCAUCCGGCGGCGGUGCUGAUGUCGGAGGGACACCCUCUGGUGGUCAGCUCGGAUGACCCUGCCCUGUUCGGGGCCUGCGGCCUCUCCUAUGACUUCUACGAGGCCUUCGUGGGCAUCGCUGGACUCAAGGCGGACGUGGGCACGCUUAAAGAGUUUGCUAUUAAUUCUAUUAAGUACAGUUCCUUGUCUCCUGAGCAGAAGAACAAAGCUUUGGCAAUAUGGCAGAAGAAGUGGGAGAGAUUUGUGCUGGAGAAUUUACCACAGUAACACGGGGACCAGACCUACAGUGUCACACAGAACUGAGUUGACCCUACUGAGCCCAAUGGUCAGGUUUCUUGCAAGGUUAGGGUGGAAAGAUCGAGCACAACUGUGCACCCACUGUCAAGGUGCAAGACAUACUGAAUUAUUGUUGCAGUUGAUGGCUGCAUAGUUUAAAAAAAAAACAUUUUCUUGCAUGGGAUUCCAGGUCUGUGAUCUUCCAUCAAAUAGACCAUAAAAUAUUGUCUCCUUGUAUUAGCAACACUUGUGGAGCUUUAGAUAAAGCUCACAUCCACACAAUGUGAACUUAUGCUGCACCAGCAGCACAGCAGCUUUUGAUGUGUGAUAAUUGUGACAGUGUUUUUUUUA